GUUAACAAGACCUAAAUCAUCGAAACACAUAAAUAUAUCGAGUAGCAUAAAGACCCAAAGAUUGCACUAACGAUGCUUGUCGACCAAGGUUUUUCUCCUGCAUAUGACUCAUCCCUCAACGGCUCCAAAUCCAUGCCAUCCCGGGAGGAACGCAAGAAGUUGCGCAACAAACGGCGCUCAAAAGGAGCUCAUAAUAUCAAUGGAAAGGACAAUCGUGGAAGUGCCGACAAUGUUGGAAGUUCUUUUAGCCCUUCCAUGGACACAGAAGACCGCUAUAUAGCCUUACUGAACCGAAACGAGGAUGAACUUUUGAAGUUUGUUGCACAAGUGAACAAGGUAUAUCAAGAUCUUUUGAAAAGACCUGCUCCUUUUAUGACCUUCGUCUUUUGUGGUAUGCAAUCGGCAGGUAAGAGUACCAUCAUGGAACGCUUUUUGAACUCGGUACUGAACAUAGUUCAACAAGGAACGGGAACUCGUUGCCCGCUUGAUGCAACUUGUAUUCAUGACACCACUUGUAAUACUGCGGUUUGCGAAUUGUAUGGAGAGGAGCUACCAGAAGACGAGCGCGGCGAUCAAUUGACUGUCAACGACGUGUUCGAACGAAUCACUAAUCACAACAAGAAACUAGGCGAUGAAGAUAGGUUCAGCACUGAGCCUCUCUACCUAAACUAUAGAUCGGCAAAUGUUCAAAACAUGAGAUUCGUCGAUACUCCAGGAAUCAUUUCGAAUCAAAGUACUGGGAAAGACAAUCGUGAAGAUAUCAAGUCCAUUCUUCGCAGCGAAAUGCGAAAACCAAAUACUAAACUAUGCGUUCUUCUCGAGCCAAAGGAAUUCGCCACAAACCCCAUUCUAGAUUUUUGCGACGAUACCCUUGGGGGUCGCAAGAAAUGGAUUGACGAUGCUACAUUUCUAAUGACAAAAUUUGACAAACAGCUUGAAGACGCCCGAACUUCUACAAAGGCAAACGACUUUUUCGAUGAGUUUUUUCUGAACAAGUGUCGUCCCCAUUUGGUCAUCACACCUACUUUGGAUAGGGAGGAUUUGCCACCUGACAAGUUGUUUGAGGAGCGCACAAAAUUGAUUCAAAAAGCAGAUGUUUACGAGAACGAUAAAUUUGAGCAGUGGCGAGAGGGGCACGAGCGUUACUGUAUCGAGAACGGAGGUGUGGAGGAUCCAUUGCACAUUGACAUCGAGACAAAGAUUGGGUUCCCAUCGGCCAAAAAGGUAAUGCGAGAAAUCAUGUUGAAGGACACCAUUGAACGUCUUCCAGAGGUAAUAUCUUCAUUGCGAAAUGAUUUGGACAAGUACAAUGCUGAAUACAAGAAUCUUGAAGAUAAAAUGAAAUUUAAUGAUCCUCAAAAUCUUCGAAAUGUUGUAACUCGGAUGCUAUUUCAAGUGCAAGACCGCAUUCUGAAUUAUCUUGAUGGUGAUUUGGAAUUAUCUCUCAAGUUCCCCGAUAAACUUCAAACCCUAGAUGACGAACUAGACGAAGAAGAAGACUCUGAGUGGUCCACCAGGUCAUUAAAUCACCACAGUGAGAAGGAAGAUCAUUGGCGUGGUCGUGUGUCGAAUUUAGACGAGUUUCCCGAUGAAAUUUACGCCGCAUCGAGGUUUCUAGGAGGAAAGCAAUAUCAAAGGGCACUGGUAUGUGAACUCAUUCUUUCUAUCUGUUGUUCAUUUCACAUACAAUGGAUAGGGUAAUUCUAACUUUGCUGUUGUCUUCAAUAUAGGAAUUUUUUCGAGUCAUUAUGAUCGACGCCCUACCUGAUCCAUUCCAGCUUCGUGACAAAGUUGCCAAUUUGACGGGGUUUUUAAGUGGCGGGUUACAGCAAGAAAAUUGGGAAAGGGCAAUGGUCGAAAUAACUCGUGUGUGCCUAAAAGAUGUUUCGCACCCUGGACUAAACUAUGUGAUUAAGCACAUUGGGAGUAUCUUUCGACGCCUCUUUCCAAUUGCACUUCAAGACGUGAAGCAAGGAGAAAGAUUCUCCGCCGAGUUCAAGCAAAUCCCAGCAGCAGUUGAGCGCUUUCUACAAUCUGAAUUUGAUAGUGUGCUAUGGAAUCUGCUAAAAAAUGCUUCAAAUGAGGUUCACUCUUCAAUGGAGCCCAUGUACUCAUCGAUUGACCCUAAUCUACCAACAUUCCAUUGCAAACGGCUUGUAAAUCAUCAACAAAAAGAUCUUUUCGUAAAAAAAGACCAAAAGUUUGUGUCAGUCGAUGAAGAUCGCGAAAAGCAGUUCGAAAACAGCUGGUUGAGUAGCUUCAAGCAUAGAGCGGUGGCACUCAUAAACAAUGAUUCAAACAAUUCAGCAAAAUUGUUUCUGAAAGACGAGAAUCGUAAACGAGCGACAACCAAGAAAUCGUUCCUACCCGACGAACGUGCUGCCAUGAUUACAAAGGAAGAAACGGAGAUGAUCUUGCAACGGUCUUUCGAAUACAUUGUUGGUCUCAUGGAAUUCAAUCUGAUUGUUUUCCGAUUUCAAUUGAACUAUCACCUGUUUGAAGGUUUCAAAAAAGCGAUUAAGGAAACUCUUUUGACGAAGGUGAAUGAUGCCGACUGGGAUGAGUUAGUACGUCCUGAUUCUACCAUUGGAGAACGACUUGAGAUCGUUGAAAAACAAAGACAAGGCUUGCAGAAAUCCCUUGACAUGGUUCUCCGAAUGCAACGGAUUAUAUAGAUUAUUUCUGGAAAAGAAGAUGUUUUCCACCAUCAAAUUAGGAAAACACUAUUGAUGAAAAAGGUGAAGUAGUGAAAAUAAUUUGAACACUUCAGAAGAUAGUAACCGACGUAAUCCUCCAUUAAUUGGCUGUUUUUCGUUCCUGUUUUGACUCCCAUUCUAUGCUAGUUGCUCGUCUUGGAUCUAAAGGUAUCGUUUGCAAAUGUGCGUUUUGGUAUUUUGUGGAUUCUUGAAAUGAGGAACUUUCAUUCCAGUGAAUAAUUAUUGUUUGUGCCGAAGAUAUAUUAUAUUGGUUUCUCGACGAGAUCAGGACACUUUUCCAUCGUGAAGAAAGUAAAGUAAGUACGCAGCGUUGAUAUGUAUCCAUUAUUCAUAGCCCGACAAAAAGAAGAAUGAAACAUUGAAAGUUUUAUCACCAGCAAGACGUAUUGGGCCUCGAUCGGGGCUAAUUUUGUGAUUUGCGAAAGGCCUGUCUCAAAUGACUUCGACAAAGUCAGAUGUUCGAAAUAUGAUUGCCACCCCCGUCCCCGGCUGCAUCAGAUCGAUUUUGCUGAUUCGCUGCAUCAUUGGCACGUAAGUUCCCUUCGCUAGUAUUGCUUGUCGCCGCAGACAAGUUGUUGUCCUGGAACACUUUUACAGAAUUAUCACACAUUUCAGAUAAUCUGACGACUUGUGACGUAUUCAAAUCCCCCUUGGAAGAUCCCAAUGCAUAUAACGAUCCAAGUGUUAGAUUUUCCCCAGCAGUCUUACUACAGUUGCUGUCAUCUCUCAUUGGAGAUCCAGGUACUGAAUUCUGGUUAGAUGAAAGCCACAGUGGGGCGAGAGUGCUCUGUUCUGAAUCUUCUAUUUUUUCAAUGAAAUCUCCGCUUUCUAAAUCCCCACUUUUACGGUCUCCACCAUCCGAUAAAUCAUUAUGUUCCUCUUGCUUUUGACAAAAAGAUAUUCUGGAUAAUUUUCUUGAAAAUGUUUUUGACAGCAAGUCAUCUAAUCGCACCAACGUCUGGUCGAUAUUAUUAGUCAGAACAGAACUCGGGCUUGAAAAUGAAUCGAAGGAGGAUGGAGAUCCCCUAUAUUCAGCGGUAUCUGGAGUUUUUGGUGUAUCUUUACAACAGUACUUGGCUCGUAAUUUGGCACGGCGCUCGGUCUCUUCAGCAAUUCUAUCCCAAAUUGUUCCACUUCUUUGGAACGAUAUGUUGCUUGUGUUCGAUUCAAAAAGUGGUACAGGAGUAUCUUGUUCGCUAGAAAUCGCUACUACCGUUUUUGGUGUCAAUGGUUCGUCAGAAACUUCUUUAUCGGUAGAGAUUUUUGUUUCAGCUUCCAUUUGUCGCUUCAAUUGCAGAUAUUUCCAACCAAGGUAGCAUGGGGCUAUCGAAAAAAUAGUCAAGAAUAUGCUGAGAAGCCAUUUCCCGUACGGUCGAAGGCCAUAGUAAGCGUUUUGCUCUCCUAGGUUUGAUUGUUCGUCCAAAAUGGUAGAACUGUUGAUCACGUCGAGCUCUGGCUCGUCAAAUAUGGAACUAUCUAUGCCUGGAGACCCAGGUUUUUGAUCAGGCUCCGUAUCAUAUCCGUGAGGCAUAAUUUGAGACGCAACUAUAGUUCCGUGAGGAUACGGCGGAAGCAAAUCAGGAUCUGUCAUCGACACGUUUUCAGCCGUUGGCUUUGUCUCGACACUCACAGAGUCUUGUAACUCGUCCUUACAGAAUCCCAUUUCAUCGCAGAUUCCACUGCAGCAGGUGGUAGUCACGUCGCCGCAGGGUGCAUUGCUAUCUAAACAAAAGAUUGCUGUGAUUGAAACUGCUCUUUCUUUUGCCUGAGUCGCAUCGAUAGUAGCAUUUUCCCGAGGUGUAGUCACGAAAAUAUGACUAGAAUUGGUAUUAUCAUCGGACCAAUUUUUGAACCUGUAAUAUGAUUGCUCCGUUUUGACUUCCAUCGGCAAUUCAAAGUUUACCCACGACUGUAUGUGGUAGGGAGAGAUCACCGCUACACCGUCAAUGGUCAUGUUGAGACCUUCCGGGUCGGUGGUCAAUUUCACAUCUACGACGUCGAGAUUGAUUUUUCUCACAAUUGUGGUUGUCAAUCCGUCAUCGUCCAUGGCUUGCAGCAUUAUGGAUAGAAAACCAUUUAGGUCUUCAGGUCCAAGAGCGGGAUCUAAAUGAAAGUCGUUACCACUCCUUUUGUUCAAUAACGAAUCAAGUUGAUC
Messenger RNA from Pseudo-nitzschia multistriata, 4872 nucleotides. NCBI's taxonomy places the organism in Eukaryota, Bacillariophyta, Bacillariophyceae, Bacillariales, Bacillariaceae. The record is from the annotation of a GenBank genome assembly.